Molecule: messenger RNA, 840 nt
Organism: Solanum lycopersicum (tomato)
Lineage: Eukaryota; Viridiplantae; Streptophyta; Magnoliopsida; Solanales; Solanaceae
Source: RefSeq, a predicted model, not a curated record
AUGGCGGAUGCUACUGCAAGGUCUGGCCAAUCUGGAGGUCCUAUUAGUAGUACAAUUGAUCCAAAUCAUCCCUACUAUAUACAUCCAUCUGAUAACCCUGGAGCGAUGGUAGUACCAGUUCAAUUUACUGGAGUAGGUUUUUGCUCAUGGAGACGUAGUAUUCUGAGAACACUUUCAGUGAAGAACAAGCUAGGCUUUAUUAAUGGAGAUUGUUCACGUCCUCGAUCAACUGAUCCAUCAUAUAAACAAUGGGAGAGAUGCGAUAACAUUGUUACUUCUUGGAUUCUGAAUUCACUGUCUAAAGAAAUUGCUGAUAGUGUCGAGUAUGUUCAGGAUUCUGCAGAAUUACGGAAGGAAUUGGAGGAUCGGUAUGAGCAAACAAAUGGUGCGAAGUUAUACCAGAUUCAACGAGAAAUUAAUGAAUUGUCGCAGGGAUCUCUUGAUGUUACAGGUUACUACACCAAGCUGAAAAAGCUAUGGGAGGAGAUAAGUGCUUUAAAUGCCAAAGCUCAAUGCACUUGCAGCUGCAUUUGUGGAGCAAAGGCACUUACUCACAAAGCAGAACAAGAUAGAAGAUUAAUCCAAUUUCUCAUGGGAUUGAAUGAGAUGUACACAGUUAUUCGUGGAAGUAUACUUAUGAUGAAUCCACUGCCAACUUUGGCUCAGGCUUUUUCUCUACUAGUUCAAGAUGAACACCAAAGAGAAAUUAAACCUUCUAGCUUUCUUAAUGCAGAAUCUACUGCUUUAUAUGCUGGAAACAUCAGGCCUUCUUCAUCAGCUGGUGGGAGCAUCAGACCUUCUUCAUCAGUUGGAAAUAUCAGGCCUCCUUCAUCCUACUGA